CGGUCACGUGGUCUUUCAAGACGGGAAUGAGAAUAAAAAUGACUGCAAUGGUUUCUUUACACUGAAGAAAGCUAUCCUGACACUAAAACGAAGUCAUGAAAGAGCAGAGAGGGAAACAGACCCCUGAGCAAGAUGCCAUGGAGCACAUUGCUGCUUGUAAAGACAAAACCUUCCUGGAGGAAAAGUUCAUUGACUCUUUUAAAGGAAGAGGCGUGUUCACUAAUGAAACCAUCAAGCCGUCUAUGUUUGUUGUGGAAUAUCGUGGGAAGAAAUUCUCAAGAGGCAUCAGAUCUGAGGAGAGAGGUGGCGAUGCUUUGAAUGGAUUUGUUUUUGAAUUUUCAUGGAAAGGAGAGCGAUGGUGCAUUGAUGCUUCGGAAGAAGACAACACACUUGGCCGACUUGUGAAUGAUAAUCACAUAAGUCCAAACUGUGAAAUGAGGAAGGUUGUUUGUGAAGGGAAGCCACACUUGUGCCUGUUUGCAGUUGAGGAAAUCUCUCCAGGCGAGGAAAUAACAUACUACUACGGAGAGUCCAGUUAUGAGUGGCGCUCAAAGGAAUUUUACUGUGGGUUGACUUCUUUAAAGAGAGACGGCUGUCCUUCCUCAUCAGCACCACGGCCUAAAAGGUCAAAGAAGUCACAAAUUUUCUACCGUGAGGAAUCUUCUGACAAUGACGAUGAACAACCUGGACCAAGUCGUUGUGUUCGAGCGACUUCAUGUUCAGCUGAUCGGGAAUCUCCUCCGGACCUUACCGACUCUUUCAUGGAGCCAUCAGAGGACUCUCCUGAUGAACACAAGACCAAAAAGGAUUAUGAAAUCUGCAAACCCAAACAAAAAGGCAUGAAAAUGUCUCCCACAAAAGACAAAUCUUUUACUUCCAAAAACCAUUGCUUUGUUUGCAGAAAAGCAAUGCACAAAAUUUCUCGUCAUCUCGAAAAGCACGCUAAGGAACAACCUGAAAUCGCAAAGGCGUUUUCAUUUCCUCCAAACUCAACCGAACGCAAAAGGCUGCUUAACAUAUUAAGAAACAGAGGAAAUUUUGAUCACAAUCAGGAAGUGCAGAGGAGCAAUGCUGGAGAAUUGAAAGUGAAAAGGCGACCAAAAUCUGGCAACAUGAGUUCAACAAGCUUUAUGUACUGUCCGUAUUGUAAAGCCAUGAUGACACAAUCAUUAAUGUGUUAUCAUGUACCCAACUGUAUUAAAACUUCACUUUCUGUAAAUAAUAGUGUCAUAAAUGGCACUGAGGAGUUGGAGUCAGUGCACAGUAUCCCUCCUGAUGUGAAGAAGAUACUUUCAGGGAUGGAACAAGACGAAGUCAAACUUGUGAUUCAAAAUGAUCACCUUCUGAUCCAGCUGGCAAAGAGUUUAUGCAGAAAGUACAGAAACGACCCAUGCAAGGAGCAUUCUGUCCAGGAGAAGCUGAAGGAAAUGGGGACACUCUUGUUGAAUCUGAAUAAAAAGAGAAUAUUAAGCUUUGAAGAUGCAAUACAAUCCAAGAAAUUCUUCAGCAUUGUCAAUUCAGUGAAAAACAUUGUGGGUUUUGAUCCCAUAAUGCAGACUUACAGCAAGCGAGGACUUGCUUUCAAUUUGGGAAAUUCACUAAAGAGGAUCGCCAAAAUCAUUCUUAAUGGGGAAAAUAUCAGUGAAACAAUGAGGAGUUCUGCUAAAAUAUUCCUAGAAAUGUGUGAGAAAGAGUGGGGUGGACUUGUGUUGGACACCACUUUUUCAUCAGUGAGAGGACAAAAAGUUUGCAGUCCAGCUGCAAUACCUUUCACACGUGAUGUACAAGCUUUCCAUUCCUACCUGGAAAGAUUAUCAGCUUCUGCCACUGAAAGCUUGAAGACAUCUGACGAUCCUCAAGUCUUCAAUGUACUUUCCAGGGUUACACUUACACAGAUUUCGGUUUUGAGCAAAUGUACAACUGAGGUUUCAGAAAUGACACUGAAGUCUUUCGAGGAGAGGGGCGACUCCACCAAGGUGUUGUCCAAGCACUUUGUCAAGAUAAAUAUUCUGAGCAAGAGUGGCCUGAACGUCGCCAUUCUAUUGACCUCUGAACUCACCAGCACCAUAACUUUGCUGAUCAGCAAGAGGCUGGCCUGUGGUGUCCAUGAGGACAAUCCUUUCUUGUUUGCAAAGCCAGACUCUUCUGUCACAAGCCACUACCACGGAUCUCACUGUAUCAAGUCUUUCUCAAGCCUGUGUCAUGCGGAGAACCCUGAGAAUCUCAGUUCUGCUCAUCUCUGCAAGCACAUGGCAAGAAUAUUCCACAUUCUGAUGGAGAACGACGAGCUUGAACACCUUAGUGAACUGGUUGGCCUUGAGAUCCAGACCAACAAGGAAUACUACCAGUCCCCAGAGGCGGCCGUUGAACUUGCUAAAAUCUCUAAACUCCUCCUGGCAAUGGAGAAAGGAACUCUGGACAGAUUCAAAGGAAAAUCUCUGGCCGAGGUUGAGAUCGAUGAUGAGCUGGAGUCAGAUGAGGGGCAGAGCAGUGGUGGAGAAGAUGUGGAAACGUCCAUUGAAGAGUCAGGUUCUCCACUUCAACAUUGUGAUGUUCCAGAGCAGCUGGAUGGACAGCUGACUCCGGCUGUUCAGGAUGCUUUGGAGCACAUAAAGACUAAAAGAGACAAACCCUUCCUUCAGGAGAAGUUCAUAGACUCUGCUAAAGGGAGAGGUGUGUUCACCAAGGAAUCCAUUGAGCAAUCUUCUUUUGUUGUUGAGUUUCGGGGGAGGAUCUCUACUUGCCAAGAAAGCUCUGAGAAGCAACCUGGAGAUUCGUUAAACAAUUAUGUGUUUAACUUUUCAUGGCAAGAAACAAACUGGUGUGUUGACGCUUCAGCUGAUGAUGGGAGUUUGGGUCGGCUCGUAAACGAUGACCACCUUAAUCCAAACUGCAAUGUAGUGAAGAUUACCUAUGAGGAGAAACCACACCUGUGCCUGUUUGCACUGAAAGAAAUAUCAGCUGGUGAGGAGAUAACCUUCGACUACGGGGGAUCUUCGUACUCGUGGCGCCCAGAGGAUCCUAGCGAGGAUGUAAAUAUUCCUGAAAAAGGCUUGGAAAAGGAUCCAGCUGUCCCCAUUGAUAAAAAACUUGAAGACUCUGCAGCAGAAUCCUUCAGCUCUGCUGAAUCCUCCGGAGAUGAAUACGUCUGCAAUGAACAACCAGACGGCGAUGACAGUUUCUCAGAGUCUGAACUGCCUGGCGGGGCGUCAUCCACCGUAGAGGGGGACGGGUCUCGCUCCAGCUCCGACGACUGGGACUCCGACACGCCGACCAAAGCUACUUCCUUAACGAGGAAGAACUACUGUUACGUUUGUGGAAGACCUCAGUCAAAAAUCUCCCGUCACCUCUUAACCCACAGAGCGGAAGAGCCUGAGAUCGCUGAGGCUUUUAAGAUGCAUCACAACAACAAGGAGCGAAAGAAACUGCUUCAAAAGCUGCGGAACAGAGGAAACUACAACCACAACCAGGAAGUGCUGAGAACUCGAAAAGGAAAACUUAAAGUGAGGCGAAGAACAAACAUGUCCUCUAUCAAAAACACUGCUACCUGCAUCUACUGUAAGCUCUUGUUUAUGCGAAAGACUUUAUGGAGGCAUCUUCAGAAAUGUCCGAUGAGGAUCCCCUCCCCUCUAGAAGGCAAGUCAGGGAUUUUAGCAUUAGUUGCAUCUGGGCUAACAGAACCUGAAAACAGGUCGUCAGGUGUGAGGAAGAUUUUAAAAAAACUGAAAGUAGAUGAAGCUACCUCCUUAGUUUUGAAGGAUCCUUACCUUUUGCGGCUGGCUCGCUGUUUGUACUACAUGACAGAUGGCAAGAGCAAAGACUACGAACUCAAUCGGAAACUGAGACAAAUGGGGAAACUGCUCGCAACCUUGAAAGAAAAGUCUAUAAUGAGCAUUGAGGAGGCUUUAAAACCGCAGAACUUCAAUGUCGUAAUGGAAGCAGUGAGGAAAGUCUCAACCAUGAGGAAAAACAUCAACGCUAAGCCACUUUCAAAAGUAAUCGGAUACUCACUUAAGAAAGUGGCUGAUAUAAAAUAUGCUGUAGCUGUGAGCAACAAAGCGGAUAACGAGACGAUAGAGGAGGCGAAGGAGUUCCUGAAGCUGUGUGAGAAGGAAUGGGCCUCAAACGUACCAAUUCGACAGUCUGUACAGGGAGCACCAACUUUACCCUUCAUCCAGGACGUUCAGCUGCUGUUUAAGUACAUCCAGAAUUCGGUGAGCUCUGCAGUCUCAAUUCUGACCAAGUUUCAAAGCCCACCAGUCUACAUUGCCCUCCUCAAAGGGAUCUUCGCAUAUGUGGGUAUAUUAAGCAGAAAUUUUACUGACAUGUUGUAUGUGACCCUGGAGUCAUUCCUGCAGUGGAGUGAAUCUCAGCCUCAGGAAAAUGCUGACACCAAGCAGCCGCUGCUUGACAAAGUUCUCUCCAAACGGCUCGUUAAGAUCAACAUUGUUAACGAAAAGAACCAAAACGUAGUCCUCACUCUGACCCCAGAGCUGCUCUCUGCAAUCACCAUGCUGGUUGAGAAGAGAAAACAAUGCGGUGUGCCCGAUGGUAACCCCUAUCUCUUUGGAUGGCCGGAUAAUUUGUCCAUGAACAUCUGGAAGUGGCAACGGGUCAUCUCCAUGUUUGUGGGUUUGUGCGGCGCCAAAGGUGAGAAGAACCUAAAGUGUCCGUUCUUCCGUAUUCACACGGCAAGAAUUUUCCGUAUUCUCAUCCUGAAUAAUGAGGAGCUCAGCCAGUUAGCCACACUGCUGGGGUGCGAUGUUAAAUCCGAGAGCGAGUUCUACCAGAACCAGGAGGCGGUUGGAGACAUCGCAAAAAUCUUGGUGCUGCUGUCGGCUAUGGAGACCGAAUGUCCGACCGUGUACCAAGGAAAAUCUCUGGAGGAAAUUGAAAUUCCAGAUGAGCUGCCGGCGGUGAUGGAGAACAGCAGGAGAGCCACUGAAGCUUCUCGUCAGGCGAACGGUGGUUCUCCCUCAUCGACAAAGAAGAAAGGCAAAGGUUCUUCCAAGAGGAGUCGAGUCAAAAAGAAGCAGGAAGACGAGGAGGAUCGGACUGAAGCGACUCAUGAGAAAAAUGAAGCGGAGAAAGAACCAGAGCAGAACAGCGAGACUCAGACCAAUAAUCAAACCACUGCAGCUCUUGACAAACAGAACGAGAGUCAGAUUUAUUUUAGCGACGAAGACGAAGACAUGAAUGUAGAUUUUAAUAUCGACAUCGACAUAAACGAUGAUGACGAUAUCAGAAAAGAAGGAAAUAAGGCUGAUGAUGACUCUGAAGCGAACCGUCAGGAUAAAACUGAAGAAAAUGAGACGAGUGAGACUCGGAGGGACAACUUGUCUGAAGACACGAUGGGACAAAACAACGAAGACGAUGAUGACGAUGUCAGAAAAGAGGGGAAUGAAGCUGAUGAUGACUCUGGAGCAAACGCUGGAGUUCAGGAUAAAACAGAAGAAGUCGAGACGAUGGGACAGAACGAAGAGGCAAACGGUGAAGAUGAUGAUGAUGAUGGUGAUGAACAGGACGGCUGGAUGGGAGCAGAAAGUGGAGGAUCUUCUCCUGUACGCACAGAAGAGAAACGCAGCAACUUUGAGGCAGCAAUGAGAAGCAUGAAAGUAAUCAAGAUUUUGAUCCGCAAACUGAACAUGGAGAACUUGCAGAUUCCUGUCCGGGUUUCACAGUUUCCUCUGAGUGAGAAUCAGUCGGUCAAAGAUCAGCCGUCACAGGUCGCUGCAGACGAGCGUCGAUCCACGUCCACAGAGGAAACCAACAAACAGACAGACACAAAGGCUGUGAAGAUGAACUGCUCCCACUGUCACAGGAUCAUGACGAAGGGACAAACGGCGUACCAGAAGAAAGGCUUCACUGAUGUCUUCUGCUCCAAGCGCUGCCUGUUUCAGAUGUUUCCUCCCAGCAAAGCAGCUCGGAGGAGCUGCUACUACUGCUUCAGGGAGAACCUGCAGCCGCUGGAGCUCAUCAUGGCCGCCGUGGACCUCAAAGGAACCAUGAGAGACUUCUGCAGCACCGCCUGCUUGUGCUCCUUCAGAUGCAGCUCUCCUUCUCUCCAGAGAAAGUUCACCACCACAUCCACCCAGACGCUGUCAUCGCUCUGCAGCGCCUGCAGGAAAACCUGCGUGAGCGAGCUGGAGUUGAAGCUGGAUGAGUGCCUGCACCGGUUCUGCAGUGUCGUCUGCUUGGACGCGUUCUGCAGGGAGAACCUGGGCAUCUGUGAGAACUGCAGCCAGUCCUGCAGGAAGAAGCCGCUGCAGCUGAGGCUGGAGGACGGAUCAAAGACCAUCUGUGGUCCGGACUGUCUGGAGGAGUUUAAAAAGAACGUGAUGGCGGCCCAGGAGUGUCCCGUGUGUCGAGCUGCUCAGCUCCCGUCAGACAUGGUCAACCACAAAAACAAGGAGAACGCCGUGGAUCUCUUCUGCUCUCGCUACUGCGUGAUGUCCUUCAAGGCGCUGCCCGCUGCGGACCAGAACAUCAGAACCCAGCGUUCUGCGGACGACACGGCCAGACUCAUCAUCGCCAGCGACGACGCCGCCUGCUGCGGCUGCAGGAAGGAGCUGAAACGUGCGUCUGCAGUUUACCACCUGAAAAAAGCAAAGCAGCUGUUCUGCUCGGAGGCGUGCGUCACUGAAAUGCUUCCCCACGUCCAGUUCGACACCAGGAAGUGUUACAGCUGCCUCCAGUUGAUCACGCAGCCUCAGAAAGUGAUCCUGGCUCCGGUGGAUGAUUCAGGAACGAUGAAGGAGCUCUGCAGCGACACGUGUCUCACUUCUGUCAAAUCCAAGAUGCUUCUCUCCAACUGCAAGCUGUGUGGCAAACAUUGUCCUUGUAAGCUCUCCAUGACGGUGGACGGUGAGGUCCACAGACUCUGCAGCGAGUCCUGCGUCUCUGACUUCCGCAUCCAGAACCAGUCCUCCUGGUCGUCCUGCGCAGCCUGCGGCGCACUGCGCUGCAGCCUGCGGCUCGCCCUGCAGACGGACGGCGGCGUGAAAACCGUCUGCGGAGACGAAUGUCUGCUCAGGCUCAAAGAGAAAGUGAAAACCCUGCAGCUUUGCUCGACGUGCAGAACGCCCCAUCAGAUGUCGGACAUGGUGGAAAGUCAAAACGGCGAGGGGCAGCUGGAUCUGUUCUGCAGCCACAGGUGCAUGACGGUUCACAAAGCUCAGACCUUCACUGUUCCAGCAGAAAACAAGUCCGAGGAGACUGACGUUAAAGACGUUAAAGACGUUAAAGAUGUUAAAGAUGUUAAAGAUGUUAAAGACGUUAAAGACAUGAAGCCGUCUCUGGCCAGUUUACCCCAGAUCAAAGAGGAGCCGGAGGACCUGGAGGUUUUUCUGAGCCGCUCCGUCUCAGUUUCUCCACAGAGCAUCAAGGAGGAGCCGGGCGCGCCCAAGGAGGAGCUGAAGAUCGGGUCGGUUUUCUCCCUGACGGAGGACUCCAAGCCGCCCCGGCCCGCUCUGGCCCACAUGGAGCUCCAGGCGUCCUGCUCCACCUGCCGGAAGGUGCUGCUGGACGGAGAGACCGUCUACCAGAGGAAAGCCCAUCCGGAUCUCUUCUGCUCCACUUCCUGUCUGCUCCGGUUCCACCAGCUGAAGUCCAUGAAGAAGACGUGUCACUUCUGUCUGCGGGUGAUUGUGAAGCUCCCGUCGGUCCUGCAGGCUGCCGUGGACGACGCGGGAACGAAGAAGGACUUCUGCAGCCAGUCCUGCCUGUCGUCCUUCAGCUACAAGAGGAUCGUGUCCACCAAGCUCCCCAUCCUUCCAGCUGGGUCGCAGUCCCAGUGCAGCGUUUGCAGCAGAUUCUGCAUCAGCAAACAUGAGGUCAUCCAUCAGGACGUGGUGCAGAAGGUCUGCAGCGAUCCCUGCUACCACCGCUUCUGCAACAUCAACAACCUGACGGUGUGCGAGAACUGCGGCUUGCGCUGCAGCGCGCCGCUCAGCCUCAAGAUGGAGGAUGGCAACAAGCCGCUGUGCGGCGCCGAGUGCCUGGAGCUACUCAAGCAGAAAAUCCCGCCCUUGCAGCCGUGCUCCAUGUGCAGUAAAUCUAAACUCGUUUCUGAAAUGGUUGAGUAUAAAACCAGUGAAGAAGUCAUCGAGCUGUUCUGCUCCAGCAGCUGCGUGAUGGCGGCCAACAUCCAGGCCGUCUGUUCAUCAGGCGUCCCUCUGACCGUCUCGUCCUCCUCAGGCGUCCCUCUGACCGUCUCGUCCUCCUCAGGCGUCCCUCUGACCGUCUUGUCCUCCUCAGGUGUCCCUCUGAGCUGCCAUAACUGCAGGAAGACGGCGGCUCCAGCGUGUCACCUGGCCAUGCCGGACGCCUCCAUCAGGAGCUUCUGCUGCCUGUCCUGCGCUGUGACUUUCAAGGAGACGCAUAAAGACGAAAUCAGCAGAACCAGGGAAGCAGAACCCGGCAGACCGGCGCCAGACGAGCGGCUGUGUGCUCAGUGCCAGGAAGCCAUUAAAACGGCUCCCAGAGUCAUUCAGAUGAAGGAUGAAGUGAUUUUUGUCUGCAGCCUCGUCUGCUCCAAGAAGUUCAAGAAGCUCAACAGCCUCCUGGGUGUGUGUGAACGCUGCAGGAAGAAAACCGUCAUCCACGAAGUCAAGAGGAUCGACAACAAGGACUGCAGCUUCUGCAGCAACGGCUGCCUGCUGCUGUUCCACCGUGACCUGGACAGGAAGUGGGGGAAACACUGUUCGUCGUGUUCCUACUGCCUCUCCGUGUCCAGAACGGCGCUGUCGGCCACGGCGGCAGGCAGGCAGAGGGAGUUCUGCUCCAAACGCUGCAGGUCCAAAUUCAGAACGCUGAUCAGCCACGAGGCGAAUUGCGACUCAUGCGGCCGGCGAGGGAAGCUGACGGAGAGUCUUCCUCUGCCGGGGAACGUCAAACGUUUCUGCGAUCUGAAAUGUCUCCUGCGCUUUGGGAAAAACGAGGAAGAGGAGCAGGAUGAAGGACCUUCUCCGCCUGGAGGAAGCGUGGCGUCUUCGCCGGUCAUCACCAGCGUGGUUUCGCUGUCCGGCGGCCCGGCAGGACGGACCGCACCGCUCGGACUUUUCUCAGACAUCCAGGCUAAAGUCGUCGGCCAUGCCAGCGUCCAGACGGCUCCCAAACAGCUGAAGAACAAAUCCAUGCUGUGCGUUCCUCUGGUCCACAACAAAGCUGCCUCCUGCUGUGUUCAGACUGUGGAAACGGCGUCACAGACAGUGAAUUUUAAGCAGAAGGUCCGCCAGGUGAGCGCAGCUGUUCCUGUGCCGGUUCCCGUCUACGUCCCUCUGCCCAUGAACCUCUACAGCCAGCUGGCUCCAGCUCCGCUGGUUCUGCCCGUUCCGCUGCUGGUUCCCGUGUUUCUCCCAGAGGGGAAAAAGAAGAAGGAGGAAGAGGAGGAGGAGGAGGAGGAAGAGGAAGAUGGCUCUGAGGCGGCGGAGGAAACACCGCCUGGAUCUCUGCAGGAGGAGCUGAGCUGCCGACCACAAGGACAAACGGAGAAGCAGGAGGAAACUCAGUCACUUAUUGAAACCAUCAACAGCUACAUGGACGGUUUGGGGUCCAAUUACCAGCCCAGUUUCAACCACAAAGACUUCGAGUCCGACUGCAGCCUGGAGUUAUUCAGUCAGAACCAGACCUGCUGCAUCCCUCCUCCAGAACCGGAACCGGGACCGAACCUCCACACAGGCCCUGACCUCCCUCUGCCUCCUGCUGGACUAACGGGUCCAAACCUCCAGAACUCACUGGAUUCUUUAGCAGCUGCAGGUUUGGGUGACGAGACUCAGGAAAACAUCCAGAAUAAUCAGAAGGGAGUUCUGGACAGUCAGGUUGGAGUUGAUGCCUGGAGGAAAUGGAUCCAGUGGAGAGAAUCUCAAACCAGUUUGGACCUGCUGCCCACAGCUGCUGGCAGGUCGGACAUCCUGCGCUGCUCUUCCUCUGAGCUGAGCGACGGCCUCUUCCUCUUCAUCAGGGAGGCGAAGCUUCGUGAGGAAGACUCCGGCUCUCCAGACGGCCUGUUCUUCCUCUGCCUCAGCAUCCAGCAGUAUUUGUUUGAAAACGGACGACUGGAGAACAUUUUCACCGACCAGAACUACCAGAAGUUCUCGUCUGAGCUCACCAGAAUCCUGAAAUGUUCCCGUCCUCCCCUGUCCGUCCACCGCGGCACCCCCUCCUGGGUGGAGGAGGAGUUUCUGUGGGAGUGCAAGCAGCUGGGGGCGUCCUCCCCCUUCGUCCUCCUCAACACGCUGCUCUUCUUCUGCUGUAAGAACUUCGGCUUCACCGCGGUGGCGCAGCACCGCCGGCUGUCCUUCGCUAACUUCACCAGCUGCACCAGAACCGACGGCGGGACGAACGUCCUGCGGUUCUACCCGCCGGAGUCCAGAGACGAUGCAGAGACCGGUUCUGACGGCGUCCCGGCGAAGAAACGCAGGUUAAACGAGGAUUUCCUGGAGAUGAAGGAGAACCUGCAGAACCCGCUGCGCUGUCCAGUCCGACUCUACGAGUUCUACCUCUCCAAGUGCUCCGACUCGGUGAGGCGGCGCAGCGACGUUUUCUACCUGCAGCCGGACCGCCGCUGCGUUCCCAGCAGCCCCCUGUGGUUCUCGCAGGCGCCGCUGGACGACGCCACCAUGGAGGCCGCCAUCGUUCGAUCGCUCGCCGUCAGAGAGCUGAGGGAGCGAGACGGAGGAGGAGCCUGAGGGAGCGAGACGGAGGAGGAGGAGCCUGAGGGAGCGAGACGGAGGAGGAGGAGCCUGAGGGAGCGAGACGGAGGAGGAGGAGCCUGAGGGAGCGAGACGGAGGAGGAGGAGCCUGAGGGAGCGAGACGGAGGAGGAGGAGCCUGAGGGAGCGAGACGGAGGAGGAGGAGCCUGAGGGAGCGAGACAGAGGAGGAGCCUGAGGGAACCGACGGCGCCAGGAUUUCUUUUCUAGUUUGGAUUUUCUGCUGUUUGGUUUGGGAAAAAAGUUUAAAUGAGAGAAAACUGUUUGUUUCAUUUCUUCCUUCAGAAACUCAUGUUCAUCAUUUUUACACAGCAGGGAAUCAGUGUUUACUUUUAUUAACUGGAUGUUUUUGGAUUGAAAAUCAUUUUUAUUGUUUUUACAUAAUAAGGCUGAAACAGUCGUUCUAAACUGGAUCUGUUGUUUGUUUUUGUCCCGUUUGACUCAAUUAAAUCAUUUCAUUAAUAAAAUCUUUGAACAGUA
Xiphophorus couchianus (Monterrey platyfish) is the source of this 11190-nucleotide messenger RNA. RefSeq lists its product as uncharacterized. The coding region runs from base 96 to 10688 and encodes 3530 amino acids. The transcript has 47 exons. Lineage: Eukaryota; Metazoa; Chordata; Actinopteri; Cyprinodontiformes; Poeciliidae. Gene Ontology annotation, molecular function: zinc ion binding; protein binding. The record is from RefSeq and is a predicted model, not a curated record.